AUGCCCGACGCCGCCAGCGCCGCCGCGCGGACAGAGGCCUCGGGGGUGCUCUCGGGCUGGCCCGCGCCGGCCCCCGGGCCCGGCGACGCGCCCCCGGGCGCGGGGCCGCUCGCAGAGCUCCGGCAGGCGCUCGCCAGCGCCCUCGCCGAGGCCUCCGCGGGGCUCCGCCGCGCGCAGGCGCUCCUCGACGGCGACCUCGCCGGCCUGCUGGCGGCCGCGCCCUGCGAGCGGCGGGUGGCCGGCCUGCCGCCGAGCAGUCCCUUGCCGCUGCUGCCCGGGGAGGCUCCCGCCGCUCCUCCCGGCAGCGCCCCCGUGCUGGACAUCUGCGCCCCGGGCGCGUCGCCGAAGGGUUCCGCGGCCGCAGCGCUGCGGGCAUCGGCGAGGGCCGCCCGCGUCGCCGAGGAGCCCCGCGAGGCGCGGGCGCCCGUGGAGCACCCGGGCGGCAGCCCCGCGUCCCGGGGGCCGCACGGGGGCGGCCCCGCCGCACCGCGCCGGGCCGGCAGGUUCGAGUGCUCCGAGGGCGUCCUCGCGCACUGGAGUCGCAUGGUCGCCGCCCUCGAGGAGAUGCACAGCUCCGGCAUGUCCCAGCUGCACAGCACGUGGGUCGAUGCCAAAGCGUACACCCUUUUCUUCGCCAACCCAGCACACGACGCGAGGAGGAUCGGGCACUCCACCGGCACAGAAGGCGCGCUGUUGGGCGCCAAUUCCCGGUUCAGGAAGGCUGGCACGAUGGAUUCGAGCAUGCUUGGAUCCCUGGUCGAGGACCGCGGGGAAGAGGGCCCAUCACAGGCCUGGAAGGCCAUCCGCUACAUGUUGCUCUUCGUCCUGCACCCUUUCUCCAGGCCACGAAUGCUCUGGGACUUCAUGGGCAUGGCAGUCUGCCUUCACGACGUAGCGAUGCUCCCGGCGCUUGUGUUCGAGCUCUCCGAUGGGUACCUCGCCUUCCGCCUUUACUACGAGUGGAUCUCCUGUGUCUUUUGGACAGCCGACAUUAUGCUAAAUUUUAGGACAGGGUUCAUAUCGUCGGACGGACUGCUCGAGAUACGCAGUCACAAGGUGGCGCGGCACUACGUCCGCUCGUGGUUCGUCCUGGACCUCAUCAUCACGAUCUUUGAUUGGUUUUCCCUCAUUAUCAGCAUCGGUGGCUCUACGGUACUUCGUCUUGUCAGAGUGUCCUCGCGAACCAGGAUGGCGCUGCGGCUCCUGCGGAUGCCCAAGGUCAAUGCCUCGUUCAAUCAGAUCCUAGGCGCGAUGAACUCUGAGAGUCUGAACAUAAUCGCAGGCCUCGUCAAGUUCCUGCUGAUCUUGAUCCUGGUGACCCACUACGUGGCGUGUGUGUGGUUCUGGUUGGCCGACACCGAUGGCCAAGUCCUGACCUGGAGGGGCCGCUUCAUGGACUCUGACGAUUCCGAGGCGUAUGGUUACUGUACAUCUAUGCACUGGGCACUCACGCAUGGGGGUCGGUGGACACCUGCAUCCAUGGAGGUUGUGCCAGUGAAUGUCCAUGAGCGAUUGUAUACGUGCAUUGUCAUCAUAUUUGCUAUGGUCGUGUUCUCUUCGUUCGUGUCGAGCAUCACCCAGGCAAUGACACUCCUCCGAUCGUAUCAUGCUCGGAAGGUAGAGCAGGAGCUUCUCAUGCGAACGUAUUUCAGCGAGUUUCGCAUCCCCCGGGAGCUCGCUGCUCGCUGCAAGUUUUUCUUGCUUCAGCACGAGCGCCUGGCAAACAAGCGCAUCAAGGAGUCGGAUAUCCCGUGCAUGCACCUUCUGCCAAAGGCCAUCCGCGAGGAGUUGCGUUACGAGGCCCUCAUGCCGUUGCUUAAAGCCCACCCUUUCUUCGACUUUUACAUGGAGCUUUGCCCCGUGGGCAUGCGGCAUAUAUGCGUCAGCGCAACGGAUGAGGUGUCCAUGCUCCCGCUCGAAGAGCUGUUCUGGCACGGCCAAAGCGUGAACCGCAUGUUCUUUGUCCGGAUCGGCUUGGUGUCAUAUUGUCACAGGGACCACAGCACAUUGCCCUUGGAGGUCAGAGCAGGCCAGUGGGCUUGCGAGGAGACGUUGUGGUCGAAGGCGUGUUUGGUGGAUGGGCCUUUUAAGGCUGCCUCGGCUGGCUGUGAGCUCAUCACGGUGCUGCCAGCAGAGUUCCAGUCGAUCGCCAAGCUGCACCCUGGGCCACUGAGGUUCUGCGCGAGCUACGCGGAAGCGUUCAUCAAGGAGUUCAACAGCGCGAGCAAGAAUGCAGAAUGCGACGAUCUACUCUUUAACAACCCUCGCACGAUCAUGCGGAUCGUUCGAGAC
Molecule: messenger RNA, 2292 nt
Organism: Prorocentrum cordatum
Lineage: Eukaryota; Dinophyceae; Prorocentrales; Prorocentraceae
Source: the annotation of a GenBank genome assembly